AUAAGAUGCUCUCCGGAUAUGGUGCAAUUACUCUCAAUCAUAGUAGUAAGACGUAAAUAUUUGUAAAAAUUUUCUCCACAAGGAAAUCAGCAUUUCUAAAAAUGGCGACCAUAAAUUACAUUUGAUACGAUAUUCAGUCAUAUUAUUUUGCUUCGAAAAUAAACCGUAGAUAAGAGUAUAUUGACGAUUUGUUUAGUUGGAAAACAGUGGGAGAGUGCAUUAUUACCGCACAUUACUCUGCUACCAAUUCGAGGAAAGCAGUAUCGAUUUUCCAAACGAAAAUCUUGUUUCUGACGUGUGUGAAGUGUGAAGUGAAAGUUUUCCAAACAAGUAAAAACGGUUGCGUUUUGAAUCGAGAUACAAGAUGGGGAUGAUUCCUGCCGAACGUUCGAACAUCGAUCAAUACUUAUUUAUCGGCUACAGUUGCCUGCUAGUGGUGACAGGUCUGAUAAAUAUAAUCACUGGGUUCUCCUCCGGCUGCAUCUACGCCUCUUUCGAACUCUUCGUUACGUCGAAUUUGUUAACAAUGUCUCAGAUACUUGUGAUCACUGGAUGUUUAAUACUAGUAGCAACCCUUCUUUGCUAUUGCGCAGCAUACAAGAAGAACAUAUGGUUGCAUGUAUUCAUUUCUUACCUACUAGGAAUUACUCUAACCCUGGAAAUAACUGGAAGUAUUAGCGGAUACCUGUUCAAUAGAUUUACGGACGAGAUAGUUCACAGGAAAAUGAAUAGUUCUAUGGAAUAUUACAAUUCAACUAAUACAGAAAUAGCCGAACUUUGGGACCAAAUUCAAACAGAUAAUAAAUGUUGUGGCACGGACCAUGUUUCGAAUUGGCUAGAUAUGUUUCAUGGCAUACCAGUAAGCUGCUGCCCAGUGUAUUCUGGAACUACAAAUAGCACAACAUGUGAUGAAUCUAAGGUUUACUCAACUGGGUGUGCCAUUCCAGUUGCCAGUAUAAUAAAAGAACAAACAAUAAUGACGACAAAAAUGGGAAUUCUCUCGGCAGUUUUACAGUUCACUGGCCUCUCCUGUGCAUUCUUCGCCCAUUAUCUGCUGCAGCUUCAGGAAGAAAGAAAUCGAGAUAAAAACAAGCUUAUAAACAAGGAGAAAUGCGAUGUAUUUUCUAUAUAACAAUUUUUCAAUAAACCUCUUAAAUUCAA
Molecule: messenger RNA, 1161 nt
Organism: Hermetia illucens (black soldier fly)
Lineage: Eukaryota; Metazoa; Arthropoda; Insecta; Diptera; Stratiomyidae
Product: tetraspanin-3-like
Exons: 4
Coding region: 365-1132 (255 amino acids)
Cellular component (GO): membrane
Source: RefSeq, a predicted model, not a curated record